Penicillium expansum is the source of this 2442-nucleotide messenger RNA. RefSeq names its product NAD-dependent succinate-semialdehyde dehydrogenase. The transcript has 9 exons. Lineage: Eukaryota; Fungi; Ascomycota; Eurotiomycetes; Eurotiales; Aspergillaceae. The record is from RefSeq and is a predicted model, not a curated record. Gene Ontology annotation, molecular function: succinate-semialdehyde dehydrogenase (NAD+) activity. Bases 1 to 2442 code for a protein of 813 amino acids.
AUGGAGCCGAUGGUUAUCACGAUCGGCGCUCACAAGCGGUAUGAAACGAACCCCCCCGGACUCCAAAUCGGCACUAGACUUGUGGGAUAUAUCCUCGCCGUCUCCCAAUCUGUUACCUCGUGGUUCUUCAUCAAAACAAACUAUGUCGGCAUUCACAUCUGGGAUAUCCCCAAAGACUACAAUCGCAGACCCGGGCAGAAUUGGAACCUUGCAAAUCAACUCCUCUAUAAUCCAGCCUUGACUGUGGUAAAACUCUCGAUCUUGUUUUUCCUACGCCGACUCGAUUCACGCUCACGGGUGGUCAAAUACCUCAUCUGGAGCUCCUUUGCCAUGGUAAUCAGCCUUUUUAUCACCGUCCUCCUCGUCGACAUAUUCCAAUGCAACCCAGUAGCAUACGUCUACGAUACGACGAUCCCGGGCGGCAAAUGUAUCAACCAAGGCGCAUUCUACGUCUCAACCGCAGCGUUGAACCUCUUCACGGAUAUAAUGGUCCUAUCGAUCCCGAUCAUAAUCACCGCACGCCUCCAAAUGCCCCUCCGACGCAAGAUCGCCGUGUGUAUUAUCCUAUGUCUAGGUGGAGUCGCAACCGCCAUCGGAGUCUGGCGCAUCAUAAUCCUCGCCCAAGCAUUCCUCUCCCACACUCCAAGCCCAGACCCAACCUAUUCAAUCGGAUUCUGCAGCUCGGCAAUCGAAGUAAACGUCGCCGUGGUAACAGCCUGCGGCCCAUCCCUAAAAGCCAUCAGCAGCAAGUUCCUCCCGCGACUUCUCGGCAGCUCGCGUAACGGGAAAUCCACCUACGGCGCCGGCACCGGCUCCGGAACCGGCGUUGGGUCGCGCAGACUCCGCUCGAAUAUCUUCAGGUCCAAGUCUGCCUCACAUGCCCAGGCAUCAUUGUACUCCGCGCGCGGUGCUGAUUACGAGAUGGCGGAUCCGCUGGGUGGACCGCGUGUUGAUGUUGUUGGUGAUUUUGAAAUGCCGGAUCCCAGUCUGCUGAAAUUCGACUCUAUCAUCGGCGACAAAUGGGUCGGCGCAAAGAGCGGCAAGCGCUUUGAAGUCCUCGAUCCCGGCACCGACAAAGCAUGGGCCAGUUGCCCCGCAAACGCAGCAGAAGAUGUCUCCGCCGCCGUUGAAAACGCCCACGCAGCCUUCGAGCAAUUCCGCAAAGUCAACCCUCGCCAACGCGCCAAGUGGCUCCUAGAAUGGCACAACCUGACCGUCGCAGCCCGCGACGAUCUCGCCCAGAUCGUAACCCACGAGACCGGCAAGCCACUCGCAGAAGCAUACGGCGAGAUUGACUACUCCCUCGGCUUCCUAUGGUGGUUCGCCGGCGAAGCAGAGCGCAUCCAGGGCAGUGUAUCGACAGCCGCGGCACCGAACCGCCGUGUGUUCACUAUCAAGCAGCCGAUCGGCGUAGCAGCCGCCCUCGUCCCAUGGAACUUCCCAAUUGCCAUGGUUCUACGAAAAGUAGGCGCCGCACUGGCGGCUGGCUGUACGAUGGUCGUCAAGCCCAGUCCCGAGACGCCGAUCUCAGCGCUCGUGUUGGCGGAGCUGGCGCAUCGCGCUGGUAUCCCUGCUGGUGUGCUUAAUGUGCUCACUACAGAUCUGGAGAACACACCGGCGCUGAGCGAGGCAUUGUGCAAGCAUCCGCUCGUUAAGAAGGUGACUUUCACUGGCUCGACGCGAGUGGGUAAGUUGAUUGCUUCGCACUGUGCGCAUGGUCUUAAGAAAGUGACUCUCGAGCUUGGUGGGAAUUGUCCUUUCCUUGUUUUCGACGAUGCCAAUCUCGACCAGGCGGUUGAGCAACUCAUGUCGCUGAAAUGGCGCCAUGCCGGUCAGGCUUGUAUUACUGCAAAUCGGAUCUAUGUGCAGGCUGGGGUUUAUGAUCGCUUCGCUGCUCUUCUAAAGGAGCGCACUGCUGCGAUAAUCGUUGGUCAUGGUGCGGUGGCUGGCACCACCAUGGGACCUUUGACCACGCCUCAGAGUAUUCACAAGGCCUCUGCGCAGGUUGAGGAUGCCCGCCGACUCGGUGCUGAUGUUAUCUUGGGUGGAAAUCCUCUGAAGUCGAAGCCCGGUUAUUUCUUCGAGCCUACUAUUCUGUCGGGAAUGACGGAUGAGAUGCUCAUCUCGCAGGAAGAAUCGUUCGCGCCUAUUGCUGCACUGUACCGGUUCGAGACUGAGGAGCAGGCUGUCAAGCUGGCUAAUGAUACCAGUAUGGGUCUAGCUAGUUAUGCUUUCACCAAAAAUAUCGAUCGUAUGUGGCGUCUCUUGGAGAACCUGGAGGCGGGAAUGAUCGGAAUGAAUACAGGCAACUCAUCGGCUGCCGAGUCGCCUUUCGGUGGUCUCAAGGAGUCUGGUUAUGGCAAAGAGAGUGGAAAAGACGUGGCUGUCAAUGAGUACUUGGUUACCAAAACGGGCACUUUGACAAUCGAGGGACAAUAUUGA